GGGCGGGGCCAAGUCUUAAAGGGACCGGGAGCUAAGCAAGACCGGAGGUGGCGGUGGCAGCUGCGAAACCCAGGGAGGGGAUGCCACGUGACCUCAUGUGGGUUUCUUUUAAACCUCUCUAAUGCCUAUACUCUAGUCUCAGGCCCAUGGAGCCCACAGGAGACUAUCCACUGUUCGGGGGCGCCUUUUCCGCCAUCCUCCCCCCCGGGGCCAUUGAUGUAAGCGACCUCCGACCGGUCCCAGACAAUCAAGAAGUUUUCUGCCAUCCAGUGACGGACCAGAGUCUGAUCGUGGAACUUCUGGAACUGCAGGCCCACGUGGGGGGCGAAGCGGCUGCGCGGUACCACUUUGAGGACGUUGGCGGGGUGCAGGGGGCUCGGGCUGUGCAAGUGGAGUCUGUGCGGCCUCUCAGUUUGGAGAACCUGGCCCUGAGGAGCUGCUGUCAAGAAGCCUGGGUCCUCUCUGGCAAGCAGCAGGUAGCUAAGGAAAACCAGCAGGUAGCAAAGGAUGUGACACUGUAUCAGGCGUUGCUGCGGCUGCCCCAGUACCAGACUGAUCUCCUGCUCACCUUCAAUCAGCCCCCCCCUGACAACAGGUCAUCCCUUGGCCCUGAAAGUCUGUCACCUCCACCCUGGAGCCUGGGUGACUUUGAACAGCUGGUGGCCAGUCUGACCCUUCAUGAUCCCAACAUCUUUGGUCCCCAGUAAAGGUGCUGAAACACUGCAUGAUGCUACUGAGGACUUGGGGGCCCGGUUCUGUGAGGGGGAAAAAGAGGUUGAAUAUCUGGGUUUCCUCUUAUUUCUUCCCUGUACAUAAAUGUAAGACACCUCUCUGCAGAAAUAAACUUGCUUUAUAACCAA
Molecule: messenger RNA, 860 nt
Organism: Lemur catta (Ring-tailed lemur)
Lineage: Eukaryota; Metazoa; Chordata; Mammalia; Primates; Lemuridae
Gene: RANGRF
Product: RAN guanine nucleotide release factor
Exons: 5
Coding region: 147-707 (186 amino acids)
Biological process (GO): heart contraction; regulation of sodium ion transmembrane transporter activity; regulation of membrane depolarization
Cellular component (GO): nucleus
Molecular function (GO): transmembrane transporter binding; sodium channel regulator activity; guanyl-nucleotide exchange factor activity
Source: RefSeq, a predicted model, not a curated record